CCAACCGGCGCGUUGUUACUUUUUAUUUAUCUCAAUAUAACUGUUUUGUUAGAGCAGUACAUCAAUUAUUUUCCUGCCGUUCGCAGACAUUCAAGUACCGCACUCCAAGAACACCAAUUAUCGAAAUGUUCUCUACAUUCAUCGCGUUUCAUUCGUCACGUAAAUAAUCUCGGAUUUUCAUUAGCAGAACUAAUGAACAUGUGUCUCCCAUAAAUAUAAGACAAACAACACCGAAUUUCGACAGUGUUUUCUUACUGAUAACAAAAUCCAGCAAUGUCACAUUUGUGGGAAGCAAAUUUAACUAACGAACCAUCUCACUCUCUUUGCAGGCCGAACCCCUCUUCAGCAUGGAUUCCCGUUUUAAUUAACUACCACCUCUAUCAUUUCAGAUACCACAAACGCGAUGUAAUUCACACUUGCAGCAGCCAGCCUCGAAUGAAACUUUAAACGAAAAUAAUUACUCGACAUAAUUAAUAAUUCAUGUCUUAUGUUUCACCCUUUGUAUCCGAUUCUAUUUAGGAUCUUCCACUUGUCCUCAUCCUACAGGCCCCGGCUCAUAACCCUUUCAUCCUCAAGCUAGCGCGACCGUCACCAUUCGACAGGGCUGUCCUUUUCCCCAGCGGUGGAAGUGCACUGUAGGACCAGGAAGCACUGCACACAACAGGAUUCAUCCCAGCCACUUCGGGGGAUCGGUCAGCGUAAUAUGACAGAAGGUGCCACCGCGACAGCGAUUGAAUGUCUAGAUAGUACGCUGGAUGUUGUUGACCAGACCGUGGAAGAACAGCAGCAGCAGCUUGGCCAGGAUCAUCAACCAGAGGGCACGACCAUAUUAGAACUUAAUUUAUUGAAGGCACACAAAGACGGUGAGGAGCAACAGGUGGCCAAAAUGACGCAGAAUAAGGUGGCGAAAAAGGAUGAUCUGCCGGAGCGUGGGUCUUGGGGGUCAAAGCUGGACUUCAUCCUGUCCGUAGUGGGGUUGGCCAUCGGGUUGGGCAAUGUGUGGCGUUUUCCUUACCUCUGCUACAAAAAUGGUGGCGGAGCUUUCCUUAUUCCGUACUUCGUUACACUAUUCCUAGCCGGUAUUCCCAUGUUCUUCAUGGAACUUGCUCUAGGGCAGAUGUUGACCAUCGGUGGACUGGGUGUGUUCAAAAUAGCUCCCAUUUUCAAAGGUAUUGGAUAUGCGGCAGCUGUAAUGUCCUGUUGGAUGAACGUUUACUAUAUUGUCAUUCUGGCGUGGGCUAUAUUCUACUUCUUCAUGUCCCUUCGGGCAGAUGUCCCAUGGCGUACUUGUGAUAACUUCUGGAAUUCGCCAAACUGUGUGAAUCCCUACGACCGAAAGGAUCUCCUCUGUUGGGAAUCACUUGGAGUCAACAGUACAGUUAACAAAAUUUGUUCGCUCAACUCUAACAAUGUUUCGAUCAACGAAAUGACCGAUCCGGUUAAGGAAUUCUGGGAGCGACGAGCAUUGAUGAUCUCCAGUGGUAUCGAUGAGGUAGGUUCCAUUCGCUGGGAGCUGGCCGGAACUCUUUUGCUGGUGUGGAUUUUGUGCUAUUUCUGUAUCUGGAAGGGAGUCAAAUGGACCGGUAAGGUCGUGUACUUCACUGCCCUGUUCCCGUACUUCCUGUUAACCAUCCUGCUGAUUCGAGGCAUCACGCUGCCGGGUGCCUUCGAGGGUAUUAAAUUCUACGUUAGUCCGAAUUUGUCCAAGCUAGCGGAGUCUGAGGUGUGGAUCGAUGCUGUAACGCAAAUCUUCUUCUCGUAUGGUCUUGGCCUGGGAACGCUUGUUGCUCUGGGAAGUUACAAUAAAUUCAACAACAACGUCUACAAAGACGCCCUAAUUGUGUGCACGGUUAACUCAAGUACUAGCAUGUUUGCCGGAUUCGUUAUCUUCUCGGUGGUCGGUUUCAUGGCACACGAGCAGCAACGUCCAGUGGCAGAAGUGGCCGCUUCGGGACCAGGUCUUGCCUUUUUGGCGUAUCCUUCGGCAGUGCUGCAGCUCCCGGGUGCUCCUUUAUGGUCAUGUCUCUUCUUUUUCAUGUUGCUACUCAUCGGUUUGGAUUCCCAGUUCUGUACCAUGGAAGGAUUCAUCACUGCCGUCAUCGAUGAGUGGCCACAUCUGCUUCGCAAACGCAAAGAGCUGUUCAUUGCCGUCGUUUGCUUCAUAAGUUACUUGGUUGGUCUGACAUGUAUUACCGAGGGUGGAAUGUACGUUUUCCAAAUCUUGGACUCGUACGCGGUGAGUGGUUUCUGUUUGCUGUUCCUGAUGUUCUUCGAGUGUAUUUCGAUCUCGUGGGCGUUCGGCGUAAACCGCUUCUAUGAUGGUAUCAAGGACAUGAUCGGAUAUUAUCCAUUGGCUUGGUGGAAGUUCUGCUGGGUUAUCACGACCCCGGCGAUCUGUGUUGUAAGUAUGCGAGAACCUGGUUGAGGCCGGGUCCCCAGAUUACGGGUGGAAAAGGUAAUUUGUUUCCAUGAGCUGAUUAGAAAUGUCAGGCGAGAUGUAAGGGUAGUUGAGAAGUGAGUGAGUGUAGUUUCAGGCAUCGAGGGAAUUGGAUCUCUCCAGGUGGACUAAUAGGAAGAGAGCUGAUAUAAAUUAAAGGUAAUUCCGAACUAGAUGAGUGCAGCCUUUUAUUUCAGAUGAACACUUAAGGUACAAUGAAGUAAUCUAAAUCACGUGUAUUGGAUUGGAAGGAAACCGUCAACGUAAAUUCGUCCAGAACAUCACUAUCCCAAGGACUGAUCAUUAAACAUGACAAUUGUGAUUGAAAUAAACGAUUUUGACAAAAUA
Molecule: messenger RNA, 2785 nt
Organism: Armigeres subalbatus
Lineage: Eukaryota; Metazoa; Arthropoda; Insecta; Diptera; Culicidae
Gene: Gat
Product: sodium- and chloride-dependent GABA transporter 1
Exons: 8
Coding region: 704-2425 (573 amino acids)
Biological process (GO): sodium ion transmembrane transport
Cellular component (GO): plasma membrane; neuron projection
Molecular function (GO): gamma-aminobutyric acid:sodium:chloride symporter activity
Source: RefSeq, a predicted model, not a curated record